AUGUCAUUAUUGAUGUUUAAUGAUCAAUGUGAAAAUAUCUUAAAAUUAAUAGGUAAUCGGGUUGUCUCAUUACGUCUAACAUUAAUUGAUAUUAUUGAUGGAUGGUCACUCGUUUCAUCUUAUCUUCAGUAUCAUCAGAUAUCAUUACUUCAACAUUUACAUCUGAUUGGCAUUGAACCACAUGAAUUUGAUAAAUUAUUGCGUAAUCACGUAAUAAGACACGUACAUACUUUAUUAGUUGAUGUGACACCAUCUAGUUCGUUUAAAUUUCUUCAAGUUGAAGGAGUUUAUUUAGUUAAGAAUGUUAAUCAAAUAGAAAAUGGUUCAUUAGAAUAUGAAAUAACUUUACCGAAUUUAUUAAAUACAAAACAUCUUCGUACAUUGACUAUUGGUAUACAUACAUCACAUUUUCUCGAGCGUUUACUAUUAUGUAUACCAUUCAUUGAGAAUCUUUCUUUCAGUGUAAAUGAUCGAGAUAGUGAUGAGUAUGAUACACAUGAUACAAUCUUAUUGCCUACUAGUAUUGAUACUCAUCAUCUUCGAUAUCUAUCUCGUCUACGUAUUAAUUGUAUGAAUAGCAUAAGUUUUCAUCGAAUUAUUGCACUUUUAUCAUCUGUCUUCGGUCAACUUUGUCGUUUGUCAUUAAUAUUAGAAGCAUUUACAUCAAUAUCUGAUCCAUUGAUUAUAUCAGGUGACAUUAUUCAACAAUUGUGUAUUGAUCGUCUCCAACCAACGGCAACUUAUAUUCUUAAUCUAUUAUUAUACGUUCUGGAUGACUUUGAAGAAAAAAUAAUUUUCAAUUCAUUUUUUAAAGUUCCAUUUAUUCAUCGACAGUUACCAAGAGUGUUCAUUCAAGAACUUGAUGAUCGAGAUUUCGGUUCU
Messenger RNA from Rotaria sordida, 882 nucleotides. Lineage: Eukaryota; Metazoa; Rotifera; Eurotatoria; Philodinida; Philodinidae. The record is from the annotation of a GenBank genome assembly.